CGAGUUUCGUAAAGAGCCAAAGUAUAGCUGUUCAGGAAAGUCGUGAUGUCAUCGUUGCCCAUCUCGCCGACUCCCUUCGGAGCUCCCAUGUCGAAAUACUUCCUUUUCGACAAGAACUAUAAGAACCUCAAUCACGGCAAGUCCAACGACAGCCAACAUAUAUACAAGCAGACAACUAACGAGGAAUAACCCAGGCUCCUUCGGCACAUACCCCUCACCCGUCCGGACAGCCCUACACAAAUAUCAAGCGGAGACGGAAGCCCGUCCAGACCUAUUCAUCCGGUACACGCGGCCCAAACUGGUCGACGAAUCCCGCAAAGCAGUAGCCCGUCUACUCUCCGUACCCACUAAUGAAUGCGUCCUUGUCCACAACGCGACGACGGGCAUCAAUACGGUCCUCCGCAACUUGACUUUCCAGCAGGGCGAUGUGAUCGUCUACUUCGAGACUAUCUACGGGGCCAUCGAGAAGACUAUCGUCUCGCUUACGGAGACCACCCCGCUCUCCGCGCGGAAGGUUGCGGGUUACGAUCUGUCUUGUAUCGCGGACCAUGAGGAGUUAGUGGAAAGGUUUCUGCGGACGGUCCGUGAUGCGAGAGCGGAGGGGUUGAAUGUUAAAAUUGCCGUUUUCGACGUCAUGGUUAGUAACCCCGGCGUUAGGUUUCCGUUUGAGCGCUUGACGGAGGUUUGUCGGGAGGAGGGUAUCUUGAGUGUCGUUGAUGGGGCGCAUGGGAUUGGGAUGGUCCCGUUGGAUUUGGGGAGGUUGAAUCCGGACUUUUUUACAAGCAAUUGUCAUAAAUGGCUCUACGCUCCUCGUGGCUGCGCAGUUCUCUACGUCCCUGUCAGAAACCAACAUCUUAUCCGCACCACUAUUCCAACGUCGUGGGGGUUCAUCCCUUCCCCUUCCUCCGCGGAAACACCCGCCUCGACCUUGCCGCAAGACAAGAAUAAAUCUGCGUUCGAGACAUUGUUUGAAUUCGUCGCCACAAGCGACGACACCCCCUACGUCUGCAUUCCGGAAGCAAUCAAGUUCCGAAACGAGGUCUGCGGGGGCGACGAGCGUAUCUUCGAGUACCUCGAGCGACUCGCUAAUUCAGGUGCAGAUAUCGUCGCCUCCGCGCUCGGCACGGAGGUGAUGCAGGAGAGGAACUUAAAGCCUGGAGAGGUGAGUAAGUUGAGACGAUGCGCCAUGACUACGGUCAGGCUCCCCUUGGUCCUUGCAAGGGAGGAUGGCUCUUCCAUGUACCCAUCUCCAUAUAAGCCGUUCAAGAAGGAUGAGCUACCGUCUAUCAUAAGCUGGAUGGAGACUCGGAUGACUGAGAAAUACGGGACGUUUGUGCCUGUUUUCUUGCAUGGAAGUGCGCUGUGGACCAGGUUAAGUGCGCAGAUUUAUCUGGAGAACAGCGAUUUCGAGUGGUUGGCUGGAGUCCUGAAGGAGCUUUGUGAGACGGUUGGGAAGAGGGAGGUAGAUCUGAAGUGAUGCUUUUCUUUUGUGAAUAUAUACACUCCCUUUCCUAAUCUGCAGGAAGCUUUAGCAAUUUCAGGGGUUUUGUG
Messenger RNA from Monascus purpureus, 1551 nucleotides. The record is from the annotation of a GenBank genome assembly. NCBI's taxonomy places the organism in Eukaryota, Fungi, Ascomycota, Eurotiomycetes, Eurotiales, Aspergillaceae.